CUGAACACCAGAAGUCACUGUGGAACAAAAGUCAUCUCCUGUUGGAGGAAGGAGGGUUGGGGCCAGGAUCACUGCUAAUGGCUUUACACUUUAAGCAAGACAUAAAGACUCCUACCCAGACUUCUAGCCAGCAUAAUGCUGGAGCAAGAGACCGACAACACGCUGUUUUCACGAUGGCCGAGCUGGAUGCCGAUUUGGAUCACAUCAUCCCGUCCUCUGUCCUUCCCCCUUUCUGGGCUAAGUUAGUAGUGGGAUUUGUUUCCCUCCUGUGUUUUGCACGGAGCUAUGAUGGAGAUUUUGUCUUUGACGACUCUGAAGCUAUUGUUAAUAACAAGGACCUCCAGGCUGACACGCCCCUGGGAGACCUGUGGCACCAUGACUUCUGGGGCAGCAGACUGAGCAGCAACACCAGCCACAAGUCCUACCGGCCGCUCACCGUCCUGACUUUCAGGAUGAACUCCUACCUGUCGGGAGGCUUGCACCCCGUGGGCUUCCACGUGGUCAACAUCCUCCUGCACGGCGGCAUCUCUGUGCUCAUGGUGGACGUCUUCUCUGUGCUGUUCGGCGGCCUGCAGUACACCAGCAAAGGCCAGAGGGUGCACCUGGCCCCCAGAGCAUCCCUGCUGGCGGCUCUGCUGUUUGCCGUCCAUCCCGUGCACACCGAGUGUGUUGCUGGAGUUGUCGGCCGUGCAGACCUCCUCUGUGCCCUGUUCUUUUUGUUAUCUUUCCUUGGCUACUGUAAAGCAUUUCGAGAAAGUAACAAGGAGGGAACACAUUCUUCUACCUGUUGGGUGUUGCUGAGCAUCCUUCUGGGAGCAGUGGCCAUGCUGUGCAAGGAGCAAGGGAUCACGGUGCUGGGUUUGAAUGCGGUAUUUGACAUCUUGGUGAUAGGCAAAUUCAGUGUUCUGGAAGUCAUCCAGAAGGUGCUGCGUAAGGACAAGUCGUUAGAGAAUUCGGGUGUGCUCCGGAGCGGGGGCCUCCUCUUCCGAGUGACCCUUCUCACCUCGGGCGGGGCCGGCAUGCUCUACAUGCGUUGGAAAAUCAUGGGGACCGGCCCACCGGCAUUCACGGAGGUGGACAACCCGGCUUCCUUUGCCGACAGCGUGUUGGUGAGGGCCAUAAACUAUAAUUACUACUAUUCAUUGAAUGCCUGGCUGCUGCUGUGUCCCUGGUGGCUGUGUUUUGAUUGGUCCAUGGGCUGCAUCCCCCUCAUUAAGUCAGUCGGUGACUGGAGGGUAAUUGCCCUGGCAGCACUCUGGCUCUGUCUAAUUGGCCUAAUAUGCCAAGCCCUGUGCUCUGAGGACAGCCGCAAGAGAAGGAUCCUUACUCUGGGCCUGGGAUUUCUUGUGAUCCCAUUUCUGCCUGCGAGCAACCUGUUCUUCCGUGUGGGCUUCGUGGUGGCAGAACGUGUCCUCUACCUGCCCAGCAUCGGCUACUGUGUCCUGCUGACCUUCGGCUUCGGGGCCCUCAGCAGACAAACUAAGAAAAAGAAACUCAUCUCCGCCUGCAUCCUGGGCAUCUUACUCAUCAACGCGCUGAGGUGUGUGAUCCGCAGCGGCGAGUGGAGGAACGAAGACCAGCUUUUUAGAAGCGCCCUGUCUGUGUGUCCCCUCAACGCUAAGGUUCACUACAACAUUGGCAAAAACCUGGCUGAUAAAGGCAACCAAACAGCAGCCAUCCGAUAUUACCGGGAAGCAGUAAGAUUAAAUCCCAAGUAUGUUCAUGCCAUGAAUAAUCUUGGAAAUAUCUUAAAAGAAAGGAAUGAGCUACAAGAAGCAGAAGAGCUGCUGUCUUUGGCUGUUCAAAUACAGCCAGACUUUGCUGCUGCAUGGAUGAAUCUGGGCAUAGUGCAGAACAGCCUGAAACGCUUCGAGGCAGCAGAGCAGAGUUACCGGACAGCCAUCAAACACAGAAGAAAGUACCCAGACUGCUACUACAACCUUGGGCGACUGAUAUAGUUUCAUACUUGGAUGCAGAAACAGCUUUCUCUGUGAAGCCAGAAGACUAGAGAGAAGCUAAAGCUGUUCUCACAAUAAGCUCUCUGGGGGAGAAGGCAGUAAAACCUCAGACAAUUCCUUGGGAUUUGGAAAAUAGAAAAUUGAUGCUAAAUGAAACUUCUGUGAGAGUUGCAUCCGAAGAAAGGAACUCAAAUGUAAAAUAACAGCUUUAUUGUGCACGCCACUCCUGGGAUUCAUUACUCGUUCACUUGGAAGCUCAGUCUGUAACACUGAACAGAUUGGGGCCUUGGUGUUGUUUACUAAUCAUGCUACCCUGAAUUAGUGUUUGAUGGCCCCUUCCACCUGUCCUUUCUGCUCAUUUAAGGCUUUUGCUCUCCAUUGUGGUUUAAUUAUCCAGCUUUUGCCCACUUGACAGCUUAAAAGCCUUAAAAGCUUAGUCUUUAACAGCUCAACCAACCCAUUUAUAUAUUGGCAAAUAAGAGGAACUUAAUGGCUUCAAGGUGUCUUUUUUAGAAGUCACGUGGUUGUAAUAGGAGAUAGAAAUUUGUUUUGAUUUCUGGACCCCUGAUAAGAAGGUAAUAUAGUGCAGUUCUCUCGUGAAACAGGAAAUUAGGAAGAGCUGGAUUACUGGGGCCAUAUUGGUGGUCCUAGAGAGUUAUGGUAAAAAUUGUUGGUGGUAUUACUGGAGACAGGUCGUUAUACAGGAGCUGAUGUGUCAGUCAGGAUGUGUAGAAGAGAAGAAAAAUCGUGGCGAGUAUUUUAACUUACAGGUUUAACACUGGAAACUGGUCACACAAUUGUAAGAAUAAAAUGGUAAGGGAAUAGUAGCACGGAGGUUAAUAACUAACGGAAACCCCAUAAGAAUGGGAAGCAAAGGGAGGAAGGGCUGAUACCAGAGCUGAAGAGGUGUCCGUCGAAAGAGCUGUCACACCCGAGAGCCAAGGACGUGGUGAGGGACCACUGCUCUAGCCCCACAACUGUGGAGAGGGGACAGAGUUCCUUCAGAGACAGCCAGAGGAAGGAGGAGACUGAGGCUGGGCCAGGGUUCUGCUCCUCUCUCCUGCACAUCUGAACCUGCGACACUUAGCAGAGACUUAACAAGGAACCAAGUGGCAAAGGAACCUGGGAAUUGUAGUUUGCAUACUCCCAGUCCCACACCCCAAAGCAGGGUAUGAAAGGGUGGGAAAAGGACUAAUGGGCAAAUAACUUGACCACUACCCUUCUGCUCUGUGCUGGGUAGUUCUUGUUAAAUCACCAUUUUUCUCUUGUUUCCUAUAAAGUGUUUAUUCAUUUUGUAUAAAAAAAUGAACAUCUGUUACUUGGUUAGACCUGUUGUUGUUCUGUGAUAAAUAAUAAUAACAAAUAGCCAUAAAAUGAAAAAUACAUGAAGAGUUUUAUUGUGUUGUAUAAAUGGACUUACCCUGGUUGUCAUGAGUGUGUUAGAAUGUCACCACAGAUUUUGUCUGAGUGACUCAAAUGUGUAUCCCUUGCUGGCAAAACUGACUUGAACAGUUACUGAGAUAUCCAGUAAAGAGACACAAUUAAGUAUUGCUGUAAUUAAGCAUUCAAAUUAUUUUGAUUGUUUUGAACUUUUUAUAUCUUUAACGAUGCUAAAAGAUAAAAUAUUUUAAGCUGAUUCUCUGAGUCUGAUGGAGAAUUUGAACAUUUUAGCAGUGGAUAUUCAUAAGUGUUUCCAGAAUUCAUUAACCCUUUUUUGCACACUCUGCCAUCUGUUUCCUGUGUGGGACUUGGAACAAAUCAGAACAUUUCUGUUAUCUGUUAAAAAUGUAUCAUUGACAGGAAGGAAGAAAGCAGCCUUAAACUGAUAAAUCGCCAUCACUUGUACUUUUCGCAGAGUUAAAGGGACGAAGUACUUUCCGUUGAAAUGUGCAUUUGAACUGAGUUCAGAGGGCUAGAGGAUCACUGAAAGAAUCCACCGCUUCACCCUCUGUGGCUUUUAACCACGCAGAUAGAAAGCCAGCACUUUGUGUUGUUAUCGGUGCUAAACAAAAUCCCUUCUCAAAAGAAAGCAGUGGAUAAUCUCUCUUCCCUGAAUGAGGCAAACCAGCCUCCAAACUGUGGAGAGAUCUUACGGGACCAUGGGAGAAUUUUCGCGGGGUGUGUAAAGUAGGUCUGCUGUACACAUGUUUUCAUAGUAUUAGGUCUUGAUGUAGACAGGAAGAGAUCCUCGAUCGUUCUUCGCAUGGUGAAUUGGACAUGUGCGGCUUUUAUCACAUAAAAUAUUUAUUAUUUUAUGCUAUUAAUGAUGAUAUGGAGACUUUGUAGAAAAAGAAUAAUGAAUAAUUCUUUUUCGGCCUGAAAUACAAUUUGAUAUCUGGAGUCACCAAAUAAUAGGUUAUCUAGUUAAAAUAUCUCAGGCUUGAGACCUGUACCCCCAGGCUGUCAUGCCAGAUUCUCCAUUUCUGGGGCAGGUUACUAAUGUCCUUGAGCCUUAGUUCCUCUGUCUGUAAAAUGGGGACGCUAAGUAACACCCACUUCCUCGCGUUUGUUUUGAAAGGGAAUGGGUUGAUACGGAAAAUUAGAUCCGUAAAGAAGUCUUAAGUUGUCUUUUCAUUUUUCUGGGUUUUUGUUUGUAAUACCUUAAGACAGCAAAAAAGCACAAAAAUUGGAACAUUG
This is a messenger RNA of Fukomys damarensis (Damara mole-rat), 4595 nucleotides long. RefSeq names its product transmembrane O-mannosyltransferase targeting cadherins 4 (gene Tmtc4). Gene Ontology annotation, biological process: endoplasmic reticulum unfolded protein response; protein O-linked glycosylation via mannose. Gene Ontology annotation, cellular component: endoplasmic reticulum. The transcript has 15 exons. NCBI's taxonomy places the organism in Eukaryota, Metazoa, Chordata, Mammalia, Rodentia, Bathyergidae. The record is from RefSeq and is a predicted model, not a curated record. Gene Ontology annotation, molecular function: protein binding; mannosyltransferase activity. Bases 78 to 1958 code for a protein of 626 amino acids.